Molecule: messenger RNA, 3220 nt
Organism: Mytilinidion resinicola
Lineage: Eukaryota; Fungi; Ascomycota; Dothideomycetes; Mytilinidiales; Mytilinidiaceae
Exons: 3
Coding region: 77-2998 (973 amino acids)
Source: RefSeq, a predicted model, not a curated record
CCCGCUUCUUCUUGCUCUCCUCAUGAGGGUUCCUGCGUUCCCGCCAACUGCGAGGAGUUCAGGUCGUUGAAACAACAUGGCAUCCGAAUCCUCACCACCUAGCACGCCACGGUCCUCCAGGUCGAGCGGCGCAAACACACCCGUUGCCUACGACGAUGAUCUGGCCAGCUCUGCUCCUCCAUCCCCGGAAGACGUGCAACUGUCCCCAAAGGUUGCCGACGAGGAGCUUGAACAAUGCACAACCUCCGAUGCGCCCUUGAGGGACCUUCCACAGGUCGACGACCACUCUGCGAAGCAAACUUUAUCGAAGCUGCUGAAAGGUAAAGAGAAAGAAUGGACAGAUGUUGCAAGGAAGGGGCCGUUGCGGCUACUGGAUCUUCCAGUCGAUAUUCUCAAGGAGAUCAUUUACCAGCUCCCACACACCAACGAUCUGACUUCGCUUGCGCUUUGCCAUUCCGCCCUUCACAGUCUUACGAUACCCUGCAUCUACUCGAGAUUCGACAUUGUUUGGCCAGAUGAGAGUACACAAACAGAGCCCAGAACCGGCGUCGAUGCCCUAACAUACGGACUAGCGACCCUCGUUAUGGCCGAAGAAAUAUUUGGAGAAGCGCCACACCAAAACAACUGCCAAAACUGCGGUUCUCACGUCUCGACUACCCACAUGGCUCGCAGCGCGCAACAGACCCCCUUCCCGCUUACCAAGCGCCGCCGUGGAAAUUACUACGCUCAGUUUACCAAAAAGUUUUCCUUGGGGAAUGGGCCACACGCUUGGGUGCAGGAGUACAUGAUUGCGAAAGAAGGCGGGAAGAUGCUUGGCACGCUUGUAGCUCUUGCUGUGGCUCGCAUGAAGAACCUGGAGACCUUUGUGUGGGAUAUGCCCACUGGGGUUUUGAGGGAUGUAUGGCUCGCAUUGUCUUCCCUAGCUGACCGAACAGAUGGCGAGGAUUGCCGGCUCGAGCGAUUAUGGAUACGAUGGCAUGACAACACAGGCGACUCCCCGAGUCCUAUACCGCCCCCGCCUAUGAUGCUCAACAAUGUGCCACCACCACCGAAUACGGCUCACCCUAGUGGGGCGGGUGCGACACAGGCUCCUAUUGUGGUUCCGGUACAUUAUUCCUCUUCCUCGGCUGCUGCAAUCGACAGGGUCGAGAAUCCCACGUUCUCCGUUAUUCCUCCACUCAAGAGUCUGAGCGUAUUGGACAUCGACGAGCUCCCGUAUCUUGAUGAAAUGGCGAUAUUGAUCGCUCGAUCACAGAGGGGCCUACGGGAGCUACGGAUCGGCAUAGCACGUCAUGCUCAACAACGAGACUGGGUAACGGCAUGGGAUGGAGACGGCAUACAACAAGUGGAUUACAGUACAACUUGGACUGCAGCCAGCUCCAUUAGCGAGAAACGCCUUGGAGGGGUACUGGGUACUCUUGUCGGACGGGUCUACAAUAUGCGACACAACGACGAAAUAGUGGCCAAAGCAGUUAAACCGCACGUGUCUCCGGAGCGUCCAGUCGCAGUUCCAGAGCCUGUCAAAACAUCCAGCGAGUCCAACGCUCCUGUGAACGAGCAGAUUGCUGGACCGGAGCGAGAUAUGGAGCUAGAAUCAGAGCACGGGGAUGGCGCCCUAGAAGAACUAUCUGCUCAGGAGGGUGUCAGCCUAGUCGGCAAUGGAUCCAUACCGCCCAUCGAGGAACAAAACAUGCUUCCAGCUAACAGUGUACUUGAGGACGCGAUCACUGGGCCUGCUACUGCUCCCACGGAAUCACACCCGUCUAGCAAUAUAGCAGAGCCAGCUAUGCCAGACCCUAGCCCUACCAUAGCUGCCAACAGCUCGACGAUCAUGAAUCUCGAAGAAACACACGGCCCACUUCUCAACGGCAAGUUGCGAUUAGAUACUCUCGAGCUUGAGCGUGUUCCUCUAUCGGUGACAGUCUUGCUGAAAGCUUUUGACUGGUCUUUGCUUACAACAUUGACGUUGUUGCACUGCCAUAAUCAUGAGCAGUUGUGGAAGUCUCUGCGGCGUACCUUUUCUCCUCGAGGGUCCCAAACGAUUUCAGGUUCUAGCUACUCAAACCCCACAAAGGCCUAUAAGUCUUCAUAUCUCGGCCGCUCCGACUACGCUUUGAAUCUGAAAAAGAUACACACGAACGCAGUGUCGCCUUCGCUGAUUGCCUUCCUGAAGGAAACUCUUGCGCCAAACAGUUUGGAAGUUCUAUUCCUCCAAGAAGGCCGAUCGUAUUCAUCGACGGUCACAGUCGAAACUAUCUACCGAGGAGCAUUACGAAGGCACCGAGGAAGUCUCAAAAAAUUGAUGAUAGACAGUAGCGAGAAAGGACCAGACGGACACACAAGUUCAAGUUCAAGAUGGAGGAGAUGGAUGCUGAAUCGCGAAAUUAUAACAUUCAUUACAAGUGGUCGAAUGAGCGGCUUAAGAGAGUUGGCCGUGUCUAUUGAUUAUAGAGAUUGGCAUUUCUUCCUUCAGCGACUACCGUUUAUUCUCCAUGUCCGCUCGCUUUAUAUCCCUUUCAUUGCCGACCAUGCUCACGGGAACAAUAUCGAACCCCGAGAAUUGGCCAUGCAGGUCCUGGAUAUCGUUCACUUGCGACCAGAGAUCGAGAUUUGCUAUAUGGGAAUAUCUGUCAAGUGCUUUGAGAUCCUGGAAAACAAGUCGUCCAGUUACGAUCUUCGCCAAGAGAGCAACACCAGCAGCACUGAUGGGCCGGCCGGAGGCGCCAUGGGCGGCGCUUACGUGGCGAAUGAUGCAAUGAUGUCGGAUGAAGAAGACGAAACGGAAGACGAAGACGACGACGACCUAGAUGGUCCGGUCGGAGCCGCGGGCGACGGCGACGAGACCGAGUCUGACGCGUCUGAAGACAUGCACGACGACUCUGAUGGCGAUGACUCUUUCUUGCAGGAUGACAGGAAAGGGCCGAGACUUAGGCUGCGAGAAAUUCUCUUUUAUGAUGACAAGGUCGCCAUAUUCAAGGCUAGGCAUGGCCGUUUGUAGCGUUGCUAGGAUUUCGGUGUUUUGGGUUCCGUUCUAUUCACCACGCAGGCGACUCAGGUAAUUGUCUAGGGUUGGUUUUGGAGUCGUUGGGCGUCUCAGAGUCUUCGGGCUUUUUUGGAGUUAGAUGGGGCUUGAUGAAUGAAUGCACGUGAUUGCGUGGAUUCAGCCCUACAUGGAGCUUCACAAAUGUAGUUGUAGAUCAUGAACUUCCUUCAAUCAACC